UUCAACGACUACUGUAACAAUAUUCACAAUGGUUCUCACGCACUCCACCAACCACACCUACUCCCACCCUUUCCCGACCGUCACCCUCGCCUACUUCCUGCGAUACUCUUCCCCUCAGCUUAAUCCUUUCGCCGCCCAUGUCCUCAGCACCGACACCAUCUCUAGCCAUGUCGACCCGAAAACCCAGCGCCUCUACACCACUCGCAUCCACCUGAAGAAGAGCCGCAUGCCCAGCGCAGUAUACAAAUUGCUGCCCGCAAGCGUCUCGGGUGGUACCUCUGGCGAGAAGGCCUCAUACAUUCUCGAGACCAGUGUUGUGGACAUCAAGGAAGGAUGGAUGAAGACGGAGAGUCGCAAUCUCAACUUCACUGGUGUACUUUCCGUUGUCGAAAAGCAACACUUCAAAGUCCCCAGCUCGCUUGAGGCUGUUGCCAGGAACGAGACCGACGUCAACUCUAGUGUCAUGUUCAAGUCAAGACUCGGAGAGAAAAUCAGAGGAAAGAUUGGCCAGGCCCAGGAGAGCAGUGGAUGGCUGCCCGGAUUCCUUGGCGGACUCGGCGCCAAGGGCAUUCAGCGCAGCAUUGAGAGCCUCGCCUCCACCAAGACCAUCGAUCAGCUCAGCAAGAGCCGUGACGGCAUGCGGCUUGUUCUCGAGCGCCUUCGCAACGGCGGAGUCAUCGGAGUCAUGGAAAAACUCCGCCAAGAGCGCCAGAGACAAGCUGCGGCCAUGUAACAAAAGAAACCUGUACGAAUGAAGGAAGAAAAAGAAAACAAGGAGCGGUGUGCCGGGUUGAAUGCAACCAACCGGGGCGGGACGGAUAUCGCCCUCACGCAACACCAGCUUUCAUGAUAACGCAACUUGUACCCCUACAUGUAUAUUACCACUCUUUUCUUUUCUCUUAGCAUGGCGCUCUGUGUUUUUACUCGGGUUGUUUUUCUUUUCAACGGCGUCAUGAGGUUCACGGAAUGGCUGCAGCCGAGUGCUGCGGCGCCGAGGAGGAAAAUUCACGCGUACCGAGUCACGCAGUAGGAAAAAUGUGUGACAUCCCCUCUCUUGAAUUGAGUCAAGACAGCGAAAAGCAAUAAAAAUUAUUAACAUUU
Messenger RNA from Trichoderma virens Gv29-8, 1101 nucleotides. RefSeq lists its product as uncharacterized. Lineage: Eukaryota; Fungi; Ascomycota; Sordariomycetes; Hypocreales; Hypocreaceae. Gene Ontology annotation, cellular component: mitochondrial intermembrane space. Gene Ontology annotation, molecular function: phosphatidic acid transfer activity. The record is from RefSeq and is a predicted model, not a curated record. The transcript has a single exon. The coding region runs from base 29 to 733 and encodes 234 amino acids. Gene Ontology annotation, biological process: phospholipid transport.